AUGGAGACCCCACGAAAACGCAAGCGCGACGUGGAAGAGCUACCGCGUAUCUCCUACGAUGCAGCGACGAGAACUUUUGACCGGCUAUUUAAAGAGGACAGUCUAGAGGAGAUGAAGGAGGUCGUCAGGCGGAAACUCGGUGUUUCUGAUGACGUCCCAGUGCAUCUCUCGCAAAUUCGUGAGGGAAGAUCCGUCGAUCUGGAAGACGAUGACGACUUUGAGGCUUUUCAUUCUGCUGCCUAUUCCGCCUCCGUGACGCGCGUCCAGGUUGUCCUGGGAGGCAACGAACCUCCGACGCGAUUCUUCGAGCCUCAGACUCCUUCAAGAAAGGAGGCAAAGAAGAGAAGAAAAUCUGACGCGUCUCUACUGUCAACUGAAGCUCACACAACGGACGACGAGGACGCUACACGUCCUGAUAAUUUUAAGACGCCUAAAAAGCGCAGAGUCUCUUUUGCAGAAUCCACUUCAGAGUCGGUGGCCAAAGCUCUAGAGACACCAAGGGAAAAGAAAGAGAAAAGAAAGGAAGAGGAUCUGGAGAAGAAGAAACGGAAGGAAAAGCAGAAAACUUCAGAGGAGGAAGCUCAGAGGAAGAAGAAAAAGAAGGAGAAGGAGAAGGAGAAGGAGAAGGAGAAGGAGAAGGAGAAGGAGAAGGAGAAGGAAAGAGAGGUUGCACCCAUGGAGUUACCGCCUGCACCUUCAAUACCCCUGUCGAGGGAUGCUGACCCACUAGAAACCUUGACUGGCGAUUCUGCGACAAUCACGGCUACAAACGUGGUUGUUGCCUCCGUCGAGAAAAAAUCGAAGAAGAGGACAAGAUCAGAUUCCACUGUCGGCAAGCCCCCAGCAUCAACGCCAACUAUAGAGGACACAGCUAAACAGGCAGGCGAAGGUGCGGACACUCAGCCUCUCAAGAAGAAGACUAAGAAGAAACAUGUCGAAGAAAUUUCUGAAUCCACUGCGUCGACAUCGCCAGAGGCCAUGCCUACUCCCUCAGCGCCUCUUCCAGCUGCUACUGUACAAUCAAAAAUGUCCACUACUGGCUCAGGUGAAAAGGUGGCAAAAAAACUGCGCAAGUCCAAGGAUAAGGCUGCUGUAGAAACAUCUGAUGCCCCUCCUCGAGAAACUACUCAAAACUCACCUGACGCCCAGGCGCCUCAAUCCACUCCCGUCGUCUUUGACGGGGCACCUGGAGUCAAGAUGGCCAAAACUUCGAAACCGAAAUCCUGCGCUGCUUCAGCUGCUCCUGUAAAGACAAAGGCGACCAAGGAAAAGGGUACAAGGGAAAAGACUCCUGCUCCUCCAGAACCGGCUGAGCUCCCUGCUGCUUCUGAAGAAAGCCCCACUUCCCAACAGGUUGAGCCUGUGCCAGAGCCCAAGAAGAAGAAGAACAGCAAGAAGGCUGAGGAAGCCUCCAAGAAAACCCAUCUUCCUCCUCCUGCUGUAGUAGCUGCUUCCCAAAGCGAACCUCCAAUAGCAGACAAGGACGGUGCAUUCGAGGAUAAAGAGCCUGAACAGCCCACCUCUACAGGAGAGGCAACGGUAAAGAGAACGAGGAGAAAGAGCAUGGUCGCGGAGGCCCCACCUCACAAAGAUCCGUCCCAAGACAAAACGACUGAAGGCAACCCGUCGGUCGAAUCACCAGAGGGUGUUGAAGCCAGGAAAGUUGUGACGAGUACUAUAACGGAGAUCUUGGCCAGAAAUAAAGGCCGUGUUGCCUCCACCUCUCAACCACCUCCGAUGGCGAUCUCUGCUAGUGCUCCCGAUGCACCCAGAGAUGACACCCCUCAGUCGGUUUCGAAGGACACCGGGAAGACUAAAAAGAAAUCGUCAUCAACAAGGAAAUCGUCGGCGAAGGAAAGCACCUCAAACAGCGCCGAAACGUCAUCAGCAGGCUAUUACCGCGAUCCAGGCAAGUGCCCUAUAUGCGGCGAGGAACCACGGCACGUCAUGUCCAGGUGCCUAAUCGUCAAGGCAGGCAUCCGUGCAAUGCGCAAACGGGUCACAGAGUUGGAGGAGGAUGAUUCCGAGGACCAUUCAGAGGGUAUCACCCUGCUCCAGACCAUCAUCGAGAGGCGCUCCAAGAAGAAGACGCCUGCCCGUACUGAACCCGCCAACCCGACGGUGGCACAGGAAAACGAAAGUGCGCGAACUCCUGCAACGCACCCUGCUUCCGGUCCUGAUGAUUCGCAAUCGCAGCCCACACAAACUAGGCCAGCGUCUGCCCUUCCAGCACCUCUCAUUCCUUCCAAUCUCAAUCCCGUUCUUGUUCAGAAUAGAUCUACUCCUGCUGCGUCGACCCCUCUUGUCCCAGCGAAGCCUUCUGGUCGCAACAAGGCCGUGAGCGCAGCUGACAUUCUUUUUGCUGCUCGCGCCCGUCAGUCUUCUCAACCCAAAACAUCUACCCCUCUUGCAUCCACCCCUGUUCUUGCCCAACCAUCAUCUUCAACUCAGCCAGCACCUUCGACCUUGCCUCCUCCCCUUCCUCCAGCCGCUCCGACUCCCUCUCCCGUCGAACCACCUCUUACUCAGCCAUCCUUGAACAUCCAAAGCAUCCGGAAGAAGAGCUCGCAAAAGAAAUCUCAGCCUCAACCAAGCUCGCAGAAGCAAGCACCACUGCCGCCCCAAACUCCUGCCGCCAAGCCACGGCCUCCGCCAGCAGAUAUGUCGACAACGCUGCUCAACAAUCCGCUUGCUUCACCGUUUAUGGCGAUUGGGGAUCUCUCGCGGUUCACAGAGAAGGACUUGGAGGAGCUUGUGAAAGGUCCACGCAUUGCGCUCAAAGACGUCCCGUCUAGUGACUCGAGCGAUGAGGAUGAAGAAGAGGAUGAAGACGACAAGGAGGACAAGGAAGUCUUAUUGGAAAAUGAUGAUGAGGAGCCCAGAUCACCCAGGAAGUUGUCUCAAGGGCGCAGUCUCGUUAGGCGUGCUACGUCAUCGGAUGAAGAGGAUUCGGAAGACGAGGACGAGUCGAGUUCCAACGACAAGGGUGAGGAACCACAAGCUAACCAACCGCAGGACAAGGUCCCAGAAGCGACUCCUGUUUCCUCUGUGGAGCGCGAGGGCGGAGAUCUUUCGUUCCAGCAGGUCAAUGCUCUAGGCAGCUCGAUAGAGCCGGAUUUGACGGGUAAUAUCGCUGUGGAGGAGGCUCUGGCUAGGGACCUGAACGUGUUCAACCUCCCUAGUCCGACUUCGUCUUCUCAGCGAAGAGUGACAGCUCCAGAACCUGACUCCGAUACCGCUGUUGCCAGCCAGGGUGAGGAGGCGCCGGACAAAUCUACGUCCAGAACCAAAUCCAAGCGCACAUCUGUUGCUUCCGCUGCUUCUACAGAGGAGGGCAACGCGCCUGACCCCAUCGAGCCUUCUGAUGAGCCACCAACGACACAACCUGAAGCCAUUGCCUCGUCAGACGACGAUAGUUCGCCUCCUACGCCACCUGUACAAUCCACUCCCAAAGUGGAGGUCAUGACCCGAACGAGGAGCCAGAAGAGCAAAGCCUCCAUCCAGAGUCAGAGCCAGCCAACACCACUGGUGCGGGGUGCAGAUGACGAACCAAAGGCCACGGCCACGCGACGGACAAGGAGCCUGACGAAGAUCUCUGCGCUGCCUGUUCCUGUUCCGCCAACAGGCUCGCAAUCGUCUAUGCGGGUCAUUAGGUUGUCUGGUCCUAUUUCUGCUGAGGCCGAAGGCAAAGGGGACGAGGAGAACGAUCAGGCGGAUGACGAAGAGGAAGAAGAGGAAGAGCUGCGUACCAAGAAAGGGAAGGGUGCUACUAAGACUCCGGCGAAAACUAAGACCCCUGCAAAGACUCUUGCGAAGGCCGCCAAAACACCUGCGAAGACAACUGCGAAACCCACGCCUAAAACAGCAGGGAAGACACCUGCGAAGGAUUCUGCGAAACCUGCGGCUACUCCAGCCGGAACGACAAGAACACGAAGCACCAGGGCAAAGCCUGCUGCACAGGCCGAGCCUGAACCUGAACUUGAACCUGCAGAAGAACCCGAAAACGUCGAAGGCGACCUUCCUACCAAGAGGGUCGGGUUUUGGUCUGUUCUGCAGGAGAGCAAUACCUCGCAAGCCGAUACAACGCUUCCAAUCGAUGAGUUGGUGUCGAGUCCCGCGAAGGAGUCUCAAUCUCGAUCGAUUCAACCAGAAUCACCUCAGGAGCCAUUGUUCAUCCAAUCAGAAACGCAGCAGUCCUUCCCUUACUCUCAAUACCCGGAUCUUCAAGCAAACAAAGCUACAGAAGCAGCACCAGGCGGCUCUCCCGAUGACUCUGAGGACGAGGAGGAGGUAGCAAACGCCGUCGCUAGGGUCAAUCCUCUUACGGCUGUGGCGCAGAGAAUUAAGAGCACGAUCUACCGCCCGCUGACAGAAAUUGCGAGCUCGCAGUCGUUCUUCGUACCACGGUUCCAACCUGCACAGUUCAACGCGAAGGAAGCCGAGCUGGACUUGUACGGACGGAAUGGUCGGGAGCAGGAGGAUUCGGACUCGGAGACCGAAAGUGAGUCGGACAAUGGCAAGCCACCUGCACCUCCGUCACACAUCCCUGCAUCGAGGAGGGCAGGUGUUUCACCUUCCAAGCGAAAGUAA
This is a messenger RNA of Cyclocybe aegerita, 4590 nucleotides long. Lineage: Eukaryota; Fungi; Basidiomycota; Agaricomycetes; Agaricales; Hemipholiotaceae. The record is from the annotation of a GenBank genome assembly.